This is a messenger RNA of Dromiciops gliroides (monito del monte), 5200 nucleotides long. It is a transcript of the gene MBTD1, whose product is annotated as mbt domain containing 1. Gene Ontology annotation, cellular component: nucleus. Lineage: Eukaryota; Metazoa; Chordata; Mammalia; Microbiotheria; Microbiotheriidae. The record is from RefSeq and is a predicted model, not a curated record. Gene Ontology annotation, molecular function: zinc ion binding. Gene Ontology annotation, biological process: regulation of DNA-templated transcription.
CCCCACGUGACACUCUCUUAGUAAGACCUCAUCCCAGCGGUUGUAGGGGGAACGAUGUCGAAAUGAUUUUGAUUGACCCACCCUGCGGAUCCCAGACUGAGCAUUCUAUACAUUCCGAAAGGAAGCGUCGAGAUUCAUUCGGGAUGUUUGACGGUUAUGAUAGCUGCAGUGAGGACACCAGUAGCAGCUCCAGCUCUGAUGAAAGUGAAGAAGAAGUUGCCCCCUUACCCUCUAGUCUCCCGAUUAUUAAGAAUAAUGGACAAGUCUACACAUAUCCAGAUGGCAAAUCUGGCAUGGCCACAUGUGAGAUGUGCGGAAUGGUUGGAGUACGAGAUGCCUUUUAUUCUAAAACAAAGCGUUUCUGCAGUGUUUCAUGUUCAAGAAGUUACUCCUCAAACUCCAAGAAGGCAAGCAUUUUGGCAAGACUUCAGGGUAAACCUCCCACUAAGAAAGCAAAAGUUCUUCAGAAGCAGCCUUUGGUGGCCAAGCUAGCAGCUUAUGCUCAAUACCAAGCCACCCUACAGAGCCAGGCCAAGACAAAGUCAGCAGUCUCCUUGGAAGGCUUCAGCUGGGGUAAUUACAUCAACAGCAAUAGCUUUAUAGCUGCUCCAGUGACCUGCUUUAAGCAUGCACCCAUGGGGACCUGCUGGGGUGAUAUCUCAGAAAAUGUGAGGGUGGAAGUUCCCAAUACAGACUAUGCGUCCUAACCUACCAAAGUCUUCUGAUAGCUGGAAUUGUGAAAAUUAGCAGGUUAUAAUGCCCUUUUAAGAUAUGAAGGGUUUGAAAGUGACUCCAGCCUGGACUUUUGGUGCAACAUAUGUGGAUCUGAUAUCCAUCCAGUUGGUUGGUGUGCAGCCAGCGGGAAACCUCUUGUUCCUCCUCGGACCAUUCAACACAAGUACACAAACUGGAAAGCUUUUCUAGUGAAACGACUUACUGGUGCCAAAACACUUCCUCCUGACUUCUCUCAAAAGGUGUCAGAAAGUAUGCAGUAUCCUUUCAAGCCUUCCAUGAGGGUAGAAGUAGUUGAUAAGACACAUCUAUGCCGAACACGGGUCGCAAUCGUCGAAAGUGUAAUUGGAGGAAGAUUAAGAUUAGUCUAUGAAGAAAGUGAAGACAAAACAGAUGACUUCUGGUGCCAUAUGUAUAGCCCACUGAUUCAUCAUAUUGGUUGGUCUCGAAGUAUAGGUCAUAGAUUCAAAAGAUCUGAUAUUACUAAGAAACAGGAUGGACAUUUUGAUACACCACCACAUUUAUUUGCUAAGGUAAAAGAAGUCGACCAGAGUGGGGAAUGGUACAAGGAAGGAAUGAAAUUGGAAGCUAUAGAUCCUCUAAAUCUAUCUGCAAUAUGUGUUGCAACCAUUAGAAAGGUGCUAGCAGAUGGAUUCCUUAUGAUUGGGAUUGAUGGAUCAGAAGCAGCAGAUGGAUCUGACUGGUUUUGUUACCAUGCAACCUCCCCUUCUAUUUUCCCUGUUGGUUUCUGUGAAAUUAACAUGAUUGAAUUAACUCCACCCAGAGGUAUCUCAUUUUAACCUACAGUAAUGUUAUACAAACUUCCUUUCAAAUGGUUUGACUACCUCAGGGAAACUGGCUCCAUAGCAGCACCAGUAAAGUUGUUUAAUAAGGAUGUUCCAAAUCAUGGAUUUCGUGUGGGAAUGAAACUAGAAGCUGUAGACCUCAUGGAACCACGCUUAGUAUGUGUAGCCACCGUAACUCGGAUUAUUCAUCGUCUGUUGAGGAUCCAUUUUGAUGGUUGGGAAGAAGAGUAUGAUCAGUGGGUAGACUGUGAGUCCCCUGAUCUAUAUCCUGUUGGAUGGUGGCAAUUAACUGGGUAUCAGCUACAGCCUCCAGCACCACAGACAUCAAGAGAGAGCCAGUCAGGUUCAUCAAAGCAGAAGAAAAAGGCUAAGUCCCAGCAAUACAAAGGACACAAGAAAAUGACUCCAUUGCAGCUGAAGGAAGAGUUGCUAGAUGGAGAGGAAUACAGCUUUCUCCAAGGAGCUUCUGAUCAGGAAAGCAAUGGCUCUGCCAGCUACUACAUCAAACAAGAACCCUGAGGUGACAGCUCAGAAACCAGAGGAGGGAGAACUUUCUGCCGGACGGAUUUAUUACCAACCCAACUAGACAGGGGGACAAUUCUACUGGGUCACUUUGCUAACCAUAGAAGAGAUUUAAGUUCUGGAUUUUUGAGGUGGGUGGGGAAACUAUUUUAGUCAGGGGAAAAUUUUUCAAUUUAUAAAGAUGGACAUUUUUGUGUUGUAUUUGAAGCUUUUGAAAGAAUUUUGUAAUAUUUUCCAAGUUUGGAUUUAUUGUGCAUUGUUAACAAGAACUGAAAUUCUAACUUUUUGGUAAGAUUUAAAGUUUAAGUAACAGGAUUGCAGGAAACGAUUUAAGAAGGAUAUAGUUGCAAAUACAAAUGAACUGUCAUUACAAAUGAACCUUUUUGGUACAAGUUGGGAGAUUUUGGAAUCUUCGAAACUAUGCCAGUCACAUCUCCAACUUCCUCUGCUGCAGAAAUAUGCAACCGAUGCCCUCGUGGAAGGAGCAUCACCACGUAGAUCACGGAAGGUGGGACGAAUUUUGAGUUGUUGGCAUUUUAUUGCAGACCAUUUUAAAUGUUUGUACAGAAAUGUUUUCAUUCUGGAAAAUGCUCAAGAAAAUUUAUUUGGAGUUCUGUAUGAAACUGGAAGAACUCUAGAUACUUUUACAAGUUAGCUUUUUAAUUAGAAAUGAUCGAAAUUAUUUUAACACUUCUGUGUUAAUUAAACUGGAAUGGUUAACAUGAGCUUAUGCAUAGCAUCUUUGUCUUGGCAAAGUGGGGUUGGGGAAAAUGCAAGAUCGCCCUAAGUUGUUUUUUUUUUUUUUUCAAAAACACCCCUAACAAAAGAGAUAAGAGAUUCUGUUCUUUCCUCUGUGCCAUCUCCUCCUUUCUCAUUCUGUGAGAUGAUGUGUAGCAUAAGCACACCCCAAAGCCCGGUGUUCUAUAUUAGCCAGAAAGUGAAAAUGGAGCAUCUUCUAAAGCCAGAGUAAGUCUAAAUUUCAGGAUCAUUCCAGUUCUGCUUUAAUUGUUAAAAAGGAAUGUGUUCAUCCUCUUAAAAAUUCCCAUGUACUGUAAAAACUGUAUAUCACUACAGCCAAAACAAGUUCUUAACAAAAGUAACAACUGAUUUGGACCAUGUAAACAUUCCUUGUUUUAAAGUGUAUGUGGCUUCUUUUAAAAGGGUGGUGGGAGGGGGAACGUGUGCUCUCUGCAUUUUUAAGCUUUCUACUGAGUUGUGACUGAAAAAAUAGAGAGAGUUUUAGCUUUUACCAGUAAGGUUCAUUAACUAAAUUCUCAGGAAUUAACUGCGUGUGUUCUCUAAGUGCUUCUGGGCCUUAGCCUGUCCCCUUCAGAGUGCUUAUACUGACCAUCUCCUCUGGAGUAUAGGUAGGUUGUAGGUAGGGCUAAUUAGAAAAUAAUCAACAUGAUUAACCUCUACAGUCCUUCAGCCUAUGGAAUGCUUUAAAAGAUGUUAACAGAAAGCCCCAGGAGACCAUUUUAGGUAAGUUUUUGUUUGACUUUUAAAAGUGCAUAGAAAGUUGAAAACCAGCAAUUUAUUUUCUAAAAUAUUGCUCUAAUUUUGGGUACAUAACAUUGGUAAUACGCACAGGUUUACCUCAUUCUAUGCAAGAGGGGUUAAUAACAUGUGGUUUUGUAGUUGCUACUGGAAGUAAAAUUUGUUAUUUAUCUUGUAGGAAUGUAUGGAACCCCAGUGUCAACAUUUCUUAAUACUGACCUUUUGGGGCAUGUAGAUCAUAUCAACACUAGUUGAUUCUCAUGUGUCAAAUGUAUGUGAAUUCAGCUGUUAAAUUACUGGUUAUUUACUUAUCCUAAACUAAGAUUGCUGAGGAGGACUUAAUCCAAAUAUAGUACUUUCAAUGCCUCAUCUUUAACUUUCAGAAUCCUCCCAUAAAAGUGAAAACUGGGAAACUUCCAAAGGAAAGGUAGCAGUUGUCUUAAAUCAAUCCUCAGACUCAGUGACAAAUUCAGGAUUCUGAGCCCAAACCAUAUGGGCAUAAGAAGCCAAAGUUUGUGGCUUACCCCACGUUCCCCUUGAAUACUUAGAUCUUGAGGUCAGUACAGCCUGGGGUUGGGGAGUCUACAGGGAAAUUAAUAUGUAAAGCAGGAAGGUCAGAUCUGAGGCCAACCUGUCCUAGAGGUAGUUACUCAAAAUACUCACUUGUAGCCCAGACACUGUCAGCUUCCAGUUCUAAAGCUAAACCAGGCACACUAAGUGGUUAGAACCUCCCGUCCGAAUGGCAUGUUUUUGUUAUCAGUGAUAGUGCAGGUACAGCUUUUAUUGUUUCAAAACUGUGACCAAAUGUUGGAGGGGACAAGAACUUUGUGAGGUCAAAAGAGGAGUCCCCUACUGCAGAUGAUCAGAAAAUCAUCUCUUUAUGAGGCUCACAAAUUUUAUGUCUUAGCCAUAAUUUAAAUAGUACAACUUUUAAUAGCCCCAUUUUCCUUUACAGUUCAAAAUGUACUGCUGACAUUGAGUUUUCUUUCCUUUUUCCUCAAGUUGGGAUUUUUGGUAGUUUAAACUCUUUAACCUUUUCCUUGCUGUGUAUGAGGAAAGCUAAAGCUGUUAUCAACUUCUUGUUCUACGGAUACUAACACGGGUUUCAGUGUUUGUUUUGUUUUAAUUAUUAUUAUUAUUAUUAUUAUUAUUACUACGUGAUGUGAAUACCCUUUCCCAUCAAUAUUUGUAUUAUGGUGCUAUAUAUUUGGUGAUGAUCCUUUAAUAUUGGGAAGGGAUUUUUAAAUACUGUGAUUAAACUGGGUUUUCUUCCUUUAAUUUUCAUAUUUUAAAUAAAGCCACAGUCAUUUAUACAAAAAAAAAAGCAUCUGUCCCUGGGUAGAUCUUUGGGGCAGAAGUCAAAGUAAACUACAUAGGGUUUUUACAUCAUUUCUGUAUGUAUUUGAUAUAUAGAUCAAUAUCUGUACAAAUUUAAUCUUUUAUUUUCUUGGUAAUUGUGUGAUCAGUGGGAAAGUGUUUAAAACUUUCUCAUGAAGUGUACAUAACUAAGUGAAAAAUGCUUUUGGAAAAAUUUAUGUUCCUUUCAUUUUUACCAAAUUGCAGAUUUUCAGCAUGGAUGUGAAAAGCAUUAAAAUUAUAACUUUGUGUACAAGAUGAAAAUAAUUCACUAAACUUGCCCUUUU